This is a messenger RNA of Ziziphus jujuba (common jujube), 810 nucleotides long. RefSeq names its product 2-oxoglutarate-dependent dioxygenase AOP2. The coding region runs from base 1 to 810 and encodes 269 amino acids. The record is from RefSeq and is a predicted model, not a curated record. Gene Ontology annotation, molecular function: dioxygenase activity. The transcript is spliced from 3 exons. Lineage: Eukaryota; Viridiplantae; Streptophyta; Magnoliopsida; Rosales; Rhamnaceae.
AUGUGCAACCAAGUCAGGUGUGCAUUAGAGGAACAUGGUUGUUUUCUAGCAAAAUAUGAUCAACUUUCACCUCAACUUUCCGCGAAAGUCUUGAGCCAAACCAAGGAUAUGUUUGAGCUUCCCAUAGAAAUCAAAUUAAGAAACACCGUUGAUCUACCUAAUCGUGGUUAUGCAAUUGAUAAGUUCCAAAAAAUGCCACUCCAUGAAGGCAUGGGAAUUGACAAUGCAAGAUUUGUAGAAGAGACUCAGAAGUUCAUGAAUCUCAUGUGGCCUGAUGGAAAGGACAAUUUCUGCUAUGGAACAGGGAAGCACUAUGCCUCUUUUGCUGCUUCUAACAGUCACGUUAUUAGAUUCCUCAAGUUUAUACCUCAAGAAGACCCUGAGGUGACGAAUAUAAGACUUCAACCCCAUAAGGACCUCAGCUUUGCAACUAUAGUUCAUCAGGUUGAUGUUGGUGGUUUGGAGGUAGAAGCAAACGAUGGCUCUUGGAUCGCGCUUCAACCUGAGCCUUCACACUUUGUGUUCAUGGCGUGCCAAGCAAUGCAGGGAUGGAGCAAUGACAGAAUAAAAGCUUGCAAGCAAAGAGUGACCGUAUCAGGAAACGAGGGAAGACACUCACUGGCACUGUUUAAUUUCAACAAUGGGGUCAUACAAGUGCCUGAAGAAAUGGUGGAUGAUGAACACCCAUUGCUUUAUAACUCAUUCGAUCACAAUGAGUAUAUUCACUUUUUUAUUCGCUCCUUCAAAAGUUCCAAAGACGCAUUGAAGCUGCAGUUUGAAAAUCCUUUGAAGGCCUUUUGUGGUGUCUGA